Messenger RNA from Penicillium nucicola, 3738 nucleotides. RefSeq names its product SH3 domain protein. Gene Ontology annotation, molecular function: protein binding. The record is from RefSeq and is a predicted model, not a curated record. The coding region runs from base 1 to 3738 and encodes 1245 amino acids. The transcript is spliced from 3 exons. Lineage: Eukaryota; Fungi; Ascomycota; Eurotiomycetes; Eurotiales; Aspergillaceae.
AUGUCCAGCCCGCCUUUUACGGUCCGGGCGGUCUUCGAGUAUGCUUCGGGCCAUGAUGACGACCUCCCCUUCCCGAUCGGUCAGAUUGUGACCGUCACCGCUCUGGAGGACGACGAUUGGUACUACGGUGAAUAUUCGGACGCCUCGGGGGUUAAGCAGGAGGGCAUCUUCCCCAAAAACUUCGUCGAAAAGUAUGACCCCCCAGCUCCUCCGCGCCCAUCUCGCCCCAGACCGAAGAAGGAGCCCGAGCCUGCGCCAGUGCAGUCACCCGUGAUCGAGAGCAAGCAGCCCGAACCCGAGCCCGAGGUGGAGGCACAACCCGCGGAGGACGAGGAGGACAUUGCACUCCCACAGCCACUUGCGCCCCAAUCUCCCCCCAAGCCUACGAUUGCCCCCGUCGCAAAAACUGCAUCGUCGCCCCCGCAGCCGGCAAAGGCGCCCGCGCCCGCUCCAGCUCCUCCAGCAGCUCCGGUUGAACCCGCCGCCAAGGCACCGUCCAGUAAACCUGCUCCCCCAGCUGUCGCAGAGAAGCCUUCCGGGUCGUCGUUCAGAGAUCGCAUCGCCGCCUUCAACAAACCUGCCGCGGCGCCAAUUAUACCCUUUAAGCCCGGUGGUUCUCAGCCAUCUUUCAUCAAGAAGCCUUUCGUCGCACCACCUCCCAGUCGGGAUGCCUAUAAGCCUCCCCCGAGGGAAGCUGCGCCUCAGGUAUACAAGAGAGAGGAGGACCCAGAUGUUAAGGAGCAGAUUGCACGCGAACCUCCGGUCUCCGAGAGCCGCCCUCCUCCUCCCAUUGCUCCUACGGAUGAAGGCGAAGAGGGCACAGAGGAUCAGCCCAAGCCCACCAGUUUGAAGGACCGAAUUGCCUUACUUCAAAAGCAACAAUUAGAGCAAGCUCAACGUCAUGCAGACGCAGCUCAAAAGAAAGAGAAGCCUGCUCGUCCUCCCAAGAAGUCUUCCGAGGAACCUGCAGCCCCCGCAGUUCCUAUGACCCCUGCAGCCCUUGAUGAUGAACCAGAGUCUCCUUUUAUUGAAGGAGCUCCGACUGCCCGGGACCCCAGUGUAGAUACUGUGAGAGCUCAAGCUCCUACUGCACCGCCGCCCGUCCCCUUCUCGCCCACUCAGGAAAUUGCCAGUGACACCAAUGACGCAGAUGCCUCCGCUGCUGCCGACUCUGAAGACGCCGGAGAGACAUCCACAAGCAAGGAUGAUGAUGAGGAACAGCCUCGUCCAGUUUCCAAGCGUCAACUAUCGACCCGAGCAGUUGAGCCGACUCUUUCCGAGGACGCUGACGUAGAAGAAGAAGACAAGGCAGAGGACGAGGAAAAAGAAGAAGAAGUAGAAGAAGAAGAAGAAGAAGAAGAAGAGAUGGACCCCGAGACCAAGCGCAGAAUGGAACUGCGUGCGCGAAUGGCGAAGAUGAGUGGUGGUAUGGGCAUGAUGGGUCUCUUUGGACCACCGGGUGGAGGUAUGCCCAUGCCAGGCAUGGCUGCCCCCGGUGCUGGUACUCGCAAGCCGAAGACCCCUGGCGAGUCUGAUAAGAGACUUGGUGAAAAUGAGUCUGAGCCUACCUCGCCCGCUGCUGCACCCCCAGUUCCUAUGAUUCCUCUUCCUGGAAUGAACCUGAACACCAAGCCAGUUCCCCCUCCUACAAGUGUAGAGAAGGAGGAAGAGGAGACCCCAGUGACUCCCAUCACUGAACAGCAUUCUGCCCGUGAGGUACCCGACGUUGAAGAUGUCGUUCGAGAAGGCGCAGUCCCUCGCGGCUCCAUUGACCGGCCCCGUGGUUCCAUUGACCGUCCUCCUCCGGCUCCUCCAUCCCAAGAACGCUCUGCUCCUCUUCCACCUCCUCGGGAAUCAAGGCCCGUCCCAUCUAUGCCAACUGAGCAACCUGGUUCUCCUCCCCCAGUUCCUUCAGCACGGCCUGCCCCUGUUCCACCCAGGCCCUCCACCGCUGACAAGGGCGAAGAGUCUGAUGAUGAACUGUCUGCCCAUGCCAGUAAUCUAUCUUUGAAUACUUCAAUUCAACCUACUGGUGCUCCACCAGCAGUGCCUGCUCCUGCGAUUCCUGAUCAUUUCGAUUCUCGUCGUUCUUCGAUGUACGACUCAGCUUCCUCUCCAGUCCUGACACCUGCGGCUGAAAAGAGAGCCAGUCGUCUACCACCUCCUAUCCCAACCAACCCACCCAUGGCACCCUCACAAGGACGUGCUCCACCUCCACCUCCUCCAGGCCAAAUGCGUCGCCGAUCUACUGCCGACAGUCGCACCAGCGCGAUGUCUGCCCCCCGACAGGCUGGAGAAGAGGCAGAAGGAGAGGUUACCGAAUACGACGGGGACUACGAUACUGAUAUUGCCUCGGGAGUCAAACACAAGGAUGCCCUGAAGUCUCACGAGCGUGACUCAAGCUUUGACGAGGGCACCAUUACCGAUGAUGUCUCCAUUCAUUCUCCACGCAGCCCCCAGGAAGCUCGGCAACCCCCGCCUCUUCCCCCAACAGCUCCUAGAGGUGUUCCUCCACCACCCCCAAGUCAGCCGCCCCAUAAUGUUCGUGCGUCUAUCGACACACCCAGAGGACCCCCUCCUCCUCCACCAAACAGAGAGCCGGCUGGUGGUGAUGACGAUGAUGAAUAUGACCCUUUCAACUACGCCGCUCCUCAGCACGGCCUCCCCAGAUCCCCCGGCGUUCCACAUGGACGCCCUGAGGCACCACCUCCGCCACCGCAGCAUGCGAAUGAUGACUAUGAUGAUCUGUAUGACGCCUCUCCAGACUUGCAGAGCCCAGCACAGGAAAGUGCCACUUCCUCGCACAAGAAAACGCUCUCAUUGGUCCCUCCGCUUCCCCACGGCCAGGCUCCAGGCAUGCCAUCCCCCUCUACGGGCCGAAGCCAACGCGCAUCCGUGGAUUUAUUGAGAAGCCAGCCUAACCUUCGCCGGUCUAUGGAUGUCUCUCGCCCGUCGGUCGACCUUGGGUUCAUUGCUACCGAUGUCGACCUUUCUGAGAGCACACUCUGGUGGGCCCAGCCCAACACACCCCCUCCGGUUUUCCAGAACCGCAAGGAUCUACUUUUCGAAAUCGAAGAGUCAGCUUCUACGAAGCGUGGUGGAAAGACAUCCGUCUCAAAGGACGUUUAUAUUCUGUUCAUUGAUUACUCCCAGACCAUCGUGACCGUCCAGUAUGAUGCCAAAAACCCCGCGGAUGUUUCUCUUGAGCAGCGCCACGAGUCUCCACCUCUCCAACCCCGUCAAGAUCAGUUAGAACAGGCCCAUAUCCAGCUUGGAACCAAGAUUUCCGAAGCCGUCAAUUCGAUUCAGAACUCCACCGUUGGAGAUGGCACUACCUGCGGACUUGUGCAGUACCUGCUCGAUCCUCUCUCUGACGCUCUUCUCCCUGUUGGCACUCGAGCUUACGGCGUCGCGGUGUACUCAAAUCUAGCCAAUGCUUCCGUGUCUUUGCAUGACGAAAUUCGUGCUGGUGACAUUGUCAGCUUCCGCAAUGCCCGUUUCCAAGGUCACCGCGGCACAAUGCACCAAAAGUACAGCGCCGAGGUUGGCAAACCCGACCACGUCGGCGUCGUGGUCGACUGGGAUGGCACCAAGAAGAAGAUCCGAGCCUGGGAGCAAGGUCGCGAGAGCAAGAAGGUCAAGAUGGAAAGCUUCAAGUUGAACGAUCUCCGCAGUGGUGAAUGCAAGGUCUGGCGUGUGAUGCCCCGUAGCUGGGUAGGCUGGGAAUCCAGCAAAUAG